Messenger RNA from Carya illinoinensis, 1930 nucleotides. RefSeq names its product sucrose transport protein-like. The transcript is spliced from 4 exons. Gene Ontology annotation, biological process: sucrose transport. The record is from RefSeq and is a predicted model, not a curated record. Bases 92 to 1636 code for a protein of 514 amino acids. NCBI's taxonomy places the organism in Eukaryota, Viridiplantae, Streptophyta, Magnoliopsida, Fagales, Juglandaceae. Gene Ontology annotation, molecular function: sucrose:proton symporter activity. Gene Ontology annotation, cellular component: plasma membrane; vacuole.
CAACACAAACUCAGUUAUAAGAGGCUGAAAGGUGUAAAGAGAGAGAGGGAGGCAUCAUUAUUCUCCCACAGAAUUUAUCAGCUUCGUAGCCAUGGAGGUUGAAACUGCGAACAAAGACAUGGGAGCAGCACAGCCUAGCCCCCUGAUAAAGAUCGGUUUGGUGGCAUCCAUAGCUGCCGGCGUGCAGUUUGGGUGGGCUCUGCAACUCUCCCUACUGACCCCGUACGUCCAGCUUCUCGGCAUCCCGCACACUUGGGCUGCCUUCAUUUGGCUCUGCGGUCCCAUCUCUGGUAUGCUCGUCCAGCCCAUCGUUGGAUACUACAGCGACCAAAGUACCUGUCGCUUCGGUCGCCGCCGUCCGUUCAUAGCUGCUGGGGCCGGCUUCGUAGCGAUAGCGGUCUUUCUCAUCGGUUAUGCCGCGGACCUCGGCCACCUCUUCGGCGACCGUGUGGAUAAACCCACGAGACCCCGCGCCAUCGCCUUCUUCGUGGUCGGCUUUUGGGUUCUUGACGUCUCCAACAAUAUGCUGCAGGGCCCAUGCCGUGCCCUCCUGGCUGAUCUCUCUGGGAACGACCAGAAAAGGAUGCGCACAUCCAAUGCGUUCUUCUCGUUCUUCAUGGCGAUUGGCAACGUCCUCGGCUACGCCGCCGGGUCCUACACUCACUUAUACAAGAUUUUCCCCUUCACAAAGACCAAAGCUUGCGACGUCUACUGCGCAAACCUCAAGAGCUGCUUCUUCCUUUCCAUUGCGUUGCUCUUGUCGGUAACCAUCCUGGCUCUCACUACAGUGAAAGAAAGAGCGCUUUCUUCGCAACCGAAGCCGGAAAACGCCGCCGGAGAGGAGGAAACGGUGACGAAGUCAGCUGGGUUACUCUUUUUCGGCGAAAUGUGGAGCGCUUUAAAGGGGUUACAGAGGCCAAUGAGGAUUCUACUUAUAGUGACGUGUCUCAACUGGAUUGCAUGGUUCCCGUUCCUGCUGUUCGACACAGAUUGGAUGGGGAAAGAGGUGUACGGAGGGACGGUCGGGGGGGGGCCGAAGGGAAAAAUGUACGAUCGGGGUGUGCGGGCGGGUGCGCUGGGGCUCAUGCUCAACUCCGUGGUCUUGGGACUCACAUCGCUCGGCGUGAACAUCAUCUCGCGCGGCGUUGGGGGAGUGAGGCGCUUGUGGGGUAUCGUCAACUUCUUGCUGGCACUGUGCAUGGCCAUGACCGUCCUGAUCACAAAGCUGGCCGAGUCUGCUCGGCAUAAAGCCGCCGCUAACGGCGUAGCAACACUAUCCUCGCCACCGUCGGGUGUUAAGGCAGGAGCUCUGGCACUGUUUACGGUGCUGGGUAUACCCCUGGCAGUGACUUAUAGCAUUCCUUUUGCUUUGGCGUCCAUAUUUUCCCAUUCUUCGGGUGCUGGCCAAGGACUUUCUCUGGGAGUCUUGAAUCUUGCAAUCGUCGUUCCCCAGAUGUUGGUGUCAGUUCUUAGCGGACCCUUUGAUGCCCUAUUUGGAGGUGGAAACUUGCCUGCAUUUGUGGUGGGUGCCAUUGCAGCUGCUGCAAGUGGAAUACUCUCACUCACCCUGCUCCCAUCUCCAACCGCUGAUCUCUCUGUUUCUAAAGAUGUAAUAGCAGUCCCUUCAUUCCAUUGAAUCUUUUUUCAUUCAGGAGGAGUUCAUCCUUGAUCUUCUUCUUUUUUGUCUUGUAUUUGUUGUUUUUUUUAUUGGGUUCCCCGGCCUGAUCCUGAUCUCAUUACUCUGAUGAUCUUAUGGAACUCAUGUGUUUGUUGUGAUUGGCAUUUGUGGUCUAAGAGCACCCAAUGCUACAAAAGCCAUGCAUUUUAGUUUUUAGUGGCAUCAAUAUCAAUGUCUAGUACUACAUAUAAAUAUAGAUCCAGUCUUUGGAAUUACCCCAAUAUCAAUGGAUGCGUAUCUGAUUUUCUCUUA